AAUAAUAAGAAAGUACUUCACUCUGGUCAAGGGGCUUCUAAUUCUGAGCAGCCCCACAUAUCUAGAGAUCUCCACGUGACAGGAGCAACUAUAUGAGAAUGCAACCAAAGCAUCAGGACCAGUAGUAGCCUACCACUUCAUCUCAGCUCGACGCGCAGAUGCAGACAAUCUAGAGGAGAAUCUACUGGCUUUGUAUCCUUUGCUUUAAACCCCAACGUAAAACGGAACAUCCGAAUGGUAUAGACAAGUUUGUUUUAGUGAAAAGGGACAAGCUUUCACCGGGGAAACAGGUAUUAUCGGAAUAAUACUCGCGUGCGUCUCAAGGAGAAGGGAGAUCACUCGGACCUCUCUUCAGAAUCACUUUUCAUACAAGAGGGAUGCUGUAUGCUCCAAACCCACUGUGGCUUUCUGAAGGAACUUAGAAGUACUGAAGUGGAUUUAGACUGUCACAUAUGCAGCACACAAAGGGACACUUGUGAAUGAAGGAUCCGUGCACUUCAUAAAAUGAUAUUAUUCAGUGGUGAGAUACUAUGUUGUCGCUGCUCGUUUAAUGUGUGACAAAUUGGAAUCAUUCAAGAAACUGGAGGACACGAACCAGAUAAUUCAUCCCAAACACCAUUGGCACUUCUUAUUCGAGUCGGAACACCAGCCGUCCAGAUGCAGUUUCGACUUUUCUCAUUGGCUUUAAUCGUGUUGAACUGUAUGGAGUACAGCAACUGUCAAACGCAGUCAAAUCGCUGGAGGAGGAACAAAAGAGCUAGCUAUGGAGUGUACCCCAUCUGCAAGGGCUGCUCGGUGUGCUCCAAGGACAAUGGCUGCGUGAACUGCCAGCCCAAGCUCUUCCUGUUCCUGCGGAGGGAGAGGAUGAGGCAGUACGGCGAGUGUCUCCACGCAUGUCCGACGGGAUACUAUGGCGUUCGAGCUCCGGAGAUCAACACGUGCUCUCGGUGCAGGAUAGAUAACUGUGAGUCCUGCUUCAGUAAAGACUUCUGCACCAAGUGCAAGGCAGGGUUUUACCUGCACAAAGGGCGCUGCUCCGAGAAGUGCCCUGAGGGCUUUGCGGCCAUGGAGGACACCAUGGAGUGUGGAGAGGGCUGCGAGGUGGGCCAGUGGAGCGAGUGGGGGUCCUGCACCAGGAGAAACAAAACCUGUGGCUUCAAGUGGGGUCUGGAGACCCGGACGCGGCACAUCGUGAAGAAGCCGCCCAAGGACACGAUACCCUGCCCCACCAUCGCCGAGUCCAAGAGAUGCAAAAUGGCCAUUAGGCACUGCAGGAGAGGAGGAUCAGGGAAGCACCGACCCAAAGAACCAAAGAAGAAGUCUAACAAGCAGAGGCUCCGGUUCCAGGCCCAGAACCAGCACAGUGACCACCUGGCCUCCAUGCGCUCCAGCCAGUAGAGGACUGAGUCGUCGUCGUCCCCCCCACCCCCACCCCAUUGGAACCUAAACAACACAAAGCUGCUAGCUGCUGCUCCACACACCUCCACCCUCCACUC
Messenger RNA from Coregonus clupeaformis (lake whitefish), 1496 nucleotides. Its product is annotated as R-spondin-2-like. The coding region runs from base 658 to 1398 and encodes 246 amino acids. The record is from RefSeq and is a predicted model, not a curated record. The transcript has 6 exons. Lineage: Eukaryota; Metazoa; Chordata; Actinopteri; Salmoniformes; Salmonidae.